Molecule: messenger RNA, 2921 nt
Organism: Theobroma umbraticum
Lineage: Eukaryota; Viridiplantae; Streptophyta; Magnoliopsida; Malvales; Malvaceae
Source: RefSeq, a predicted model, not a curated record
UACCUGAAAGCGUCGCUGGUCGGUCCCCUGUUUCAUUUUUUUUCCUUUCUCAGCAAGGAAUGAAAUCAAAAUACAUUUUGUUUAAUUUAUCUUUGUCUAUGAUUUUUGUAACUACGGCAUAAGUUUCUGUUUCUCUUCUUUGUUGUGAUUAUUUAUCUUUUCUUCAAUGGAGGAGUCUGCGAAAAUCAACGGAAAGAAAAAGUUGCCUUCCAUUCCUUCAAAUUACGUUACUCUCCUUCAAUUGCAGGAAAGAUGGAUCAAAGAACAAGAGCGAAAGCAGAAGGAAAAGGAAGGAAAAGAUGAACCGCGACAAGAACAAGAAGAAAAGGAAAAACAAGUUGAAGAGCGAGUUAAUGACGAGGUAGCUGGAAGAGAAAGCCGUAAAAAUGGGCAUUUUCGUCGAUAUAAUCGGGAGAAUGGGAAGCGUGUUGCCGAAGGGAAGUCCAAGGAAGCGGAAAUCGCGGUAGGUUUUGCGGUUAAGGAACGUAAGGACGUCGAGAAGGAGAAGAAAGACGAGCAAUUGAAGGUCGGGAAGAAGAAGAAAUGGAAAAGCAAGAAAAAGGACAAGAAGAAACAGAAAGCUGGAGCAGAGAAUAUGGAGGAGGGAGUGGUGGGACCUGCUGUGAACCCGCCGUUGCCUGCGACUGUGGAGAAUAUUAACCGGGAGGAGGAGGUGAUUGGAGAAGAAGUCCACGCGCCGAAUCAAGCGAGUGUUGAGGCGAGGACAGAAUGCAAACCGAGGAUUAUAACUAGAACGGAGGAUCGGACGAUGGAGAUUGGACGGAGAUUUAGGGCAAUGUCAAUGAAAGGAGAGAUUAUGACGGGGGAUCAUAGUAGAUACGGGAGCCAAAAUACAAAUUUCAAUCGCCGUGAGGGCAAUAGGGAUUUGAAUAGGAGUCAUUAUGGGAAAUUUACUAGGAGUAGAGAGCGGAAUCAGAGAAAUGAAGGGAUGGUUUGGGUCAAGAAAGGGGAAGUUAGUAAUGGAAAUGUCGGUGGAAUUUAAAGCGAGAGUUGCUCGUCCAAGGAUUUAUGUUGAUGGGAUUUGAUUUGGUAAGUACUGAUGAAACCUUCUGUCUUUGUUAAUUUCCGAUGAAACGCGAAGUUCUGUCAUACAUUGCUUUGAUUUUCAAAACUGAAAUUUCGAUUGAAAUUGAAUAGUUAAAACAAUUACUAGUAUAUAAUUUACUGAGCAUCUUGGCGAGUGGAAGCAUUAAUUUAAUACUGCUUUGAAUAUUUUAAAUUGUGAUGUUGGAGUUUAAUGAUAUUAUUAAAGUAGCACCAGGCCUUUUAAAAAGGAGGGGAGGUGGAGGGGGUGUGAACUGUGAAGUUGAUGAUUGAGAAACAAUGAAUAAUGAUUGGCUGUGAUGAAAGAUUAUCUAAACUAUGCAAUGGUUUGCUAAUGUGUGGCACUCAGCUGACGUAAAAUCUUCUGAGGGCCUUGCUCUGCAACCUUUGUAUAGCACUAAUUUCCCAUAUUUUAGGCAAUUGAAUGAUGUAUAAAUGAGGGAUCAACCAACGCCACCAUUCUUUGUCUCCCUGUAAAAGAUACUGGGGUUACUGCAAAGGAUUAUGUGGAUUAUGGGCUCUUCAGUCAUUUAGGGCUGGAAAGCAAAUGGCAUGACUGGUUAAAUGACAUGACGAUUUUACUUAAACACGAAAGAGCAAUGAUACAUGGUGCCUAUCGGGAACAAAUAAGGUUUGUACCAAGAAUAUCUCUUUUACUUUUGUCGUGAUUAUUUUGGCAGACAAAUACAAGUUAUGGAACUAAAGGUUUGUGACAAAGAAAGCAUUAUAGGUUCUGUGUUGGAAAUGUUGAGAAUCAGUCUGAAAAUUGCAUUUCUGUAAGCUUGUUUAGUUGUUUCUACUUUUAACAUUACCGUAUUCAUUUGUAUUUUACAAUGUUAAACAAAGCACCUCUUAUUUGCAGAUCCUUCCCUUGUUUCAAAACUUGUGGGUAACAUAGAUGAACCUUUGACCCAAGGCAAAGGACUUGACAUUAUACUGUUAAAGUUGAACUGUCUUUACAUGUUCCCAUUAGUUAUUCUGCAGUGUUCAGACUAGUUAUUCUUAGCAGUUGUCUUGCAUUCUCUGCUUUGCAUUUUAACAUCCUUCCUGCAUAUGCUUUUCAAACUAACUUGGUAUUAGGCCUUACUAUAUUUGACAGCAUUUCCAACACCAUCAACCAAUUAAUGUGGCUAUGGAAUGUUGUUCUUAGGUUAUGAUCAACAGACAUGAUAUCUUGAGUGCACAUAACACAGCAUAGAUUCUGCAAAUUAAGCCGUCUAAGGCAAAGGGGAUUUAGAAGCUUGUCACAGAGUUGAUUAAAAUUAUCAGGUGCAUUAUUGAUUAUAGAUUCAUGACUUUUAGGAUGUUUCAGUGAUUCCAUCAUGUGAAGAAUACACAACUGUGUUAAUUAAGGUAAUAAAUGUGUAACUGCAAUAAAUUUAGAUGAUUUGAAGAUCAAAUUUCCUGCUUGGCGAACAUAUUUACCUACUUUGAUAUAUCGUGGUGUAGAAAAUGGAAAUUUCCAUCACCUAGUUUAUAGAAGUUGCUCUACCUUUUUUUGUUCUAACACAUAAGAUUGUGCAUGUGUAAGAAGGGUUGUUGAUUGUGGAUGGCUUUUAAAGGGAAACCGUGCAGGAGAUGUUGGUUAUUUAGCAGCUACUGUGAACCAAUGGAUUUGUUGAACCUUCUUUUUCCAAACUUGAGAGGUUUGAUAGGAGCUUCUAGCUACUUGAGAGUUUUGAUAGGAGAUAUUUUGUUUCAUGAAAGAACAUCAUUGGAGCUACUUGAGAGCUUGAUAGGAGAUGAGCUUUCAGUGAUGGAAAACUUCAGUUGAUAGUAAGAACUGAAGCUUUAGCAUGCAAAUCAUCUCUAAAGCAGCAAAGCCAUCCUCCCUCUUGUUAUUCGCUGCUUUGUUU